This is a messenger RNA of Acanthamoeba castellanii str. Neff, 2769 nucleotides long. Its product is annotated as Low temperature viability protein. Bases 1 to 2769 code for a protein of 922 amino acids. Gene Ontology annotation, cellular component: nucleus; cytosol; preribosome, small subunit precursor. Lineage: Eukaryota; Discosea; Longamoebia; Acanthamoebidae. The transcript has 18 exons. Gene Ontology annotation, molecular function: catalytic activity. The record is from RefSeq and is a predicted model, not a curated record. Gene Ontology annotation, biological process: ribosomal small subunit biogenesis; ribosomal small subunit export from nucleus.
AUGGAGAGUGAGGCGAAGGAAGUGCCUGCCGAGCUCGUGACGGUGGUAACCUUUAACGUGCUUGCGCCGUGCUACAACGCGAAGGAGGGUGGCCGCCAUGCCGCCACCAAUCUCAUCAACAGCCGGCAGUGGCAGGAGCGGCACCGCACCAAGGUCAUGCGCGACACGCUCGCGCACCAAGCGGCCGACGUCAUAUGCCUCCAAGAGUAUUGGUUCGCCCCGGCCUUCCUCUCCCUCUACGAAACCGAGAUGGCUCGUCUUGGGUAUCAGGGGGUGACUCUGCGCCGUACGGGGAGGAAGGAGGACGGGGUGGCGACGUUCGUGUGCACGGAUCGCUUUGACAUCGUGGCCUCCCACGAAGUGCGGUUUUCUGAUGCCGGAGACCGUGUGGCCCUCGUUGUGCUCCUCCGCUCACGCAAGACUGGCGCUCUUUUUGUGGUGGCCAAUACCCACCUGACCUUUCCUCACCACGAAUUUGAUAUGCGGAUGCGCAAACAGCAGACCGCCAAGGUCCUCAGAGCGGUGGAGCUCUACUUGCAAAGGAAUCAGCUGGCCAUUCCUGUCAUUGUCGCAGGGGACUUCAAUGGAACGAGCGACGACGCUGCGUGCAACCAACGAGAGGUUGGCGUGACUCACCACAAUCACCUCGACGAGGAUGUUGGGGUGGACUUCAUUUUCGUGAAGAACUUCUCGCCAGAGGACAUCGCCAAAGAGGUGGUCCAGGACGAGACAGACACACAGGAGUUCGGUUUCCUCUCGAAGAAGUGGUUGGUAGAGCACCGGGCCAGCAUUUCUAGCGUCACGCUCACCGAUGCCGCUGGCGACCCCCAGCAGCGAUGUACGUUGGAGGUUGUGCAGAGCUGGGCUCACCCUGCUCGCGAGUCCGAUGCCGUGUGGUCGAUCUCCUUCGGCGACACCUCCGACCACCGCCCGAUCCCGCGUAAGGGAAGAAAAUGGAUUGACCCCAAGAACUCGACCAAGUUCCAACUGGUGCAUCGAUCUUAUGAGGAUCCUCGCUACGGCGAUUCCCAAGCCACCGUUCGCAUCCUCGCGCCCAUCGAGAACCCCAAUAUUGCUCGCAAGAGGCUGCCGGAUGCGUACUAUGAGCAACAGGAAAAGAUCAUCGAGCUUGUUGAAGGCUUCAACCAGGCCGCUACCGGGGGCGAUGGCGAAGACGCCGACGAGGAGCGCCUGAUGGCGUCCAAGCAGCAGACCGGCAGGAGGGUCCACAGGGAGGAGCACGAUGACGACGAAGACAGCGAUGAUGACAGAUACUAUGACGAAGAGGACGAAGACGAUGAUGAGGAAGGCCACGAUGGUGCCGCUCACGAGCACGGUGAUGAGGAAGAGGACGCUGACAGGUUUGCCGACGCUGACGAAGAUGAGGACGACGAUCUCCCUCCUCUUGAAGAAGACGAGCGCAAGAAAGCUCCCGCACAGAAGAGUGCAGCAGCCAAGGACGUCAAGGGCAAGGCCAAGCCCAAGGGUAAGGCCGGGGUCAACGCACAGGAGUUCGAGCUGGGCGAGUACGGCUUCGACAGCAACUACAACUACGCGCAGCACUUCAAGCCGAUGGGCGUCUCGGGCGGUGUGUUCAUGGAGGCGCCCGUGCCCAAGGGCGCCCCCAAGAAGGGACAGAAGCCGGCGUUUGCGCUGCGCGAGGACGAGGAAAAGGAGAUGAUGGGUAAAAUCUUGACCACAGACAUUGUCGACUUCCUCGAUGACGCCGACAUUCCUGACGAAAUCCCCGAUGAUGUGCUUGCCGCGCUCAACGACCCCGAGGCCUUCGAAUCGCUGACCGACGACUUCAUCGUCGCUGCUGGCGAUGAGGAAGCCGACGGCGAUGAGGACCAAGGAGCGGGCAGGAGGGGUAAGCGAAGGCCAUCCAGGAAGGUCCACUUCGACGACGAGGACGACGGAGAGUAUGGAGAGGAGGACUACGACCAGGACGAAGACGAUGAAGACCUGGAUGCUCUGCUGGAGGGCCUCAAGGCCAACCCCGAGGGCAACAAAAGGAGGGAGAGAAACGAGCACGAGCAAAUCUUCGACGCCCGGUUCGAAAGGGCUCUGGCCGAGUUCGACGACGACGAGAUCGGCGAGCUGGAGCAGGAGGCCGAAGAGAUCAAGGGAAUGACCACCAUGGACCAGCUCGGGCCCGUGCUGAAGGAGUUCAUCUCGUCGCGAAGGAGGGUCAAGGGCAUCAUCGGCAAGAAGGCCACGGGUGACGACGACACCAAGAGCGUGAGCGGCGCGUCACAGAAGAGCCAAGCCGGCGACCGGUCCCGGGCGAGCCAGGCCGGCGAUGCCCAGGGUGAGGAAUCGGAGGGCGAGGAGGAGGACGACACGGGCGACGAGUUCGUCUUUGUGGAGGCUGAAGAGCCCCGAGACCAAUGGGAUUGCGAGUCCAUCACCACGACGUACACCAACACCGAGAAUCAUCCGACACUGAUCGAUGACGGUCCUCUCGUGUCGAGGAGGCGACCGCCCAUCGUCUUGUCCAAGAAGACCGGCAUCCCGCUCGGCGUCCUGCCCACCACUCAGCCUAAAGUCAAGCACACAGAGGAACAGCCUGCGGUCAACCUGGGCCAAGCUCGCAAGAAGGAAGAGACCAAGGAGGAGAAGCGAGCCAGGAAGCAACAGAUCAAGGAAGCGCGAAAGGCCAACCGGGAGCGAAAGAAGGAGAUCAAGGGCGCGUUCAAGGAGGAGGAGCUCCGACAGCUCAACAUGCAGGCCAAGGGCCAAGGCCAGCGCAUCAUCAGGCUCAAGUAG